Molecule: messenger RNA, 1938 nt
Organism: Cylas formicarius (sweet potato weevil)
Lineage: Eukaryota; Metazoa; Arthropoda; Insecta; Coleoptera; Brentidae
Product: 8-oxo-dGDP phosphatase NUDT18
Exons: 3
Coding region: 288-1301 (337 amino acids)
Molecular function (GO): magnesium ion binding; 8-oxo-dGDP phosphatase activity; 8-oxo-GDP phosphatase activity
Source: RefSeq, a predicted model, not a curated record
UAAAAAGGUACACAAAUGAGGAUGUCUGUUCUUUGUGUUGUUUAUUUUGCGUUUCGGUAAUACACGACGUCGCUUUAAUGCCUUUGCUUUCACUUUCAUGGUAACGGUAUAAGUCGUUACGUCGCGGCUCGUCUAAUUAAAAAUUCAUGGUAAAGAAGAAACGAGUUCUUACGAUAGAAUGCGAUCCACCCAGAUUACUCACCACUAGCUUGGAUGGGCUCUGAACGGCCUAGUACCAAGCGUUCGGUGUCUAGUUUAUUGUAAAUUUACCUUUGAUAGAGUACAAAAUGCCGGACGCGGUCGAAGAAAACUUAUCUAGAGUGUUGAAAGGCUUACCGUUGGAAGGAGAAGAAGCGGAGAUAUGCGAUUUUUCGUUGGCCGAACAGAACGAAGCCCUGGAAUCCCAGGGGAUUCAGCCGUCGGUAGACCCGAAUUUCAAGCCGGUAGUCGGGGAGACGGUAGUUUACAUCGUGGCGUGCGUGAUUUUUAAUGAAGCAGGAGAAGUUUUGAUGAUGCAGGAAGCGAAACAAACCUGCGCGGGCAAAUGGUAUUUGCCGGCCGGGAGGAUGAAAAAGAGCGAAACUAUUGAAGAAGCGGGCAAACGGGAGGUCAAGGAGGAAACCGGACUCGAAAUGGAAUGUACUACACUUCUCAUGGUAGAAUCAGCGUCCGGCGUUUGGACGCGGUUCGUGAUGACCGGCAAAAUCGUCGGGGGCAUUUUAAAAACUCCGGCUCAGGCUAAUAAAGAAUCACUCCAGGCCAAAUGGGUCGCCGAUAUAAGCGAGCUGAGUCUUCGGGCGACCGAUAUCACACACCUGAUCGAGACGGGCAGGGUGUACUUGGAGGCCAAAAAAAAGUCGGAUCCGGCGUGGCACAGGGACCAGCUCCCUGCGCUCCGCCCCCACUCACGUCUCUUGUUGCGGCUGGUCGUGUUGGUGAAAAAGAAAUCCACAAACAGGGUUCACAUACUGCUCAGCGAACGUACGUCAUGGCAUCUGCCCGUAUGCGAGAUUAACCCCCAAAAAAGCUUCCACUCCACCCUCAGGAGGUUUAUGGUGGACUUGUUCGGCGCGGAGGUGCCACCCCAUAGACCGUACGGUCUUUUCUCUGUGGAACACGAUCCGCGGAGUGGCAGGGACGGCGUCUGCUUGACCCUCCUGGUGGCCUUUAGGGCACCGUUGGAGGAGGUGCCCAUCAUAGGGAAAUGCGUGUGGCACGAAAUAUCCAGGGAUCUGGGCGACGGAUUGCUGCAGAAGAUGGCUUCCAAGCGUUCCCUAGUCGAACUCCACGUUAUCCGAUAAAUUAUUAUAUAUUUAUUUUAUUUAUUUGUAUUAAAAUUAUCUAUAGGAACUGUUACUGGAGCGUUUGUUUUUUUUUAGCAUCUGGUGCGCACUUACGUAAUACGUAACGCUAUAUCUCCGGCGUAACCAACCAAGUUUCAAACUGUUGGUUGUGUUCCGAUGGUUGGGCGUGAAUUCGAAGUUAAGUUUAAAUAUAUAAAAUGAAUAAAAUUGAUAAGCCGUUAAAAAAGGCAUAAUUUACUACUUUUAGUUCUAAUGGCCACGGCUAAUAAAUAGUAAUAAUUUCAAACUCCUAAUUGGAGUAAUCUAUCAUCCUUCAGACGUGUUAAUGGAAUAAACUUCUAAAUAAUUAGUCAUAAAAUGACCGAUUCAUCUAACUGCUCCAGCAAUUAUCUCACACGCGAUAUCCCAUCCGGCUUGGGUACCCGCGUGGUUAUGAGAAAUCCGGCAACCGACCAAUACACAAUUCAAAUCCGUGGAUAUCUGCAUCAAAUACUAAUUCACAUAACUAUGCCUCUAACGAUUCAAUUAGAAGAUAUAUUAAUGAAAAUUUUAAUUCAAAAAAACGCAUAGCGCAGUUAUUACGAGUUAUGACGGAUAGUUCUUUCGCGAUAACAAUUAUGGGUUAUGAGUCUUG